Molecule: messenger RNA, 2595 nt
Organism: Fraxinus pennsylvanica
Lineage: Eukaryota; Viridiplantae; Streptophyta; Magnoliopsida; Lamiales; Oleaceae
Source: the annotation of a GenBank genome assembly
AUGGAUGUGGAAAGUGAGUGUUCCGUGCGUGAGUCUGUGGAAGAUAAUGAGGUAACUAGGACUAUUUCUGCCAUGGAAAAAGUGGGUAAUGCUGUAGAUGACACCAAGGUGUAUAACAACGGGUCUUGUGUGGUGGAAAACAAUGAUGAUAUUUUCGAGGGGGUGGAGGAAAAGGGAAUUGAAGUUAUUUCACCUCCCCUUGAGGUGACAUCACAAAUGCCUCCAUCGCCUGUGAUGAUAAAGGGGAAUGGGUUGAGGAAAUGGAGAAGGAUCAAGAGGGACACCAACAAGGGAGGGGAUAAUAUUUUUGAAACAGGCAAGAUAUUGAUAGAGAGUUUGUCUAAUCCAGGUCCAAAUUCAAGUAAACGGAUGCAAUUUUCUGAGGAGAUGAAGCAAAAGAAUGAGGGGUCUGUUUCAUCCACUAAUGCAGUGGAGAGGAAUCUGAAUGGUUUCGUUAUACUUGAUGAUUCUGGGUUGGUGAUUGGACCUACCCUUUUUACUGGAAUGGAUUCAGAGAACAGUGGGGAUUUGAGUAGCAAGUCAUCCACAGCAGCCAGUGCUCCAAACUCAAGGAAUCAGAUGUCCAAGGUUGCAGGACUUCCACAAGAUAAAAUCAGGAUGAAGAGUCUGAGUGGGAAGAAUUUGAGUAACUCUGUGCAGCGUGAACAGCAGAGAAAGGGUCAUAUUGACACCAGUAAGAAGGCUAGAGGGAACAGGGCCAAAAUCAAGAAAGAAAACGCCCGUUCGAGUGUGGAGUCUGACUCACGAAGCUCCAACUUUGCUUUCAUACAGGGACGUUACUCUGUGAUGAGCAAUGGGAUGCAAAAUGGAAGUUCAAUUAAUUAUGAUGGGCAAAAUGGCGAUGAUUUGUCGUUUGUGGUUAAAGAAGAAAGAAGGGAGAACCCUGAUUCUGCAGCUGAUCACGAUCCCCUGGUUGAAUCUAUCAUUGCGCUUCAGUCUGCACAAGAAGCACUGGAAAAAGAGGUUCAAAAAUUUAGAGAAAUUGGAAAGGAAGAUGUUCAGGCGAAUGAUUCAAUUCAAGACUUCCCUUCAGAGUUGGAUGGACAGUCUGUUUUAGAAAAGCCGAAAACUCUGGCUUCAGAGCAAGCCCAGAUGCUGAACAGGCUUGAAGAUGCAGAAAACAAGGCUACAACUCUCAGUAAAGAAGCUGAGGAUUUGGAGAAUUAUUGCGAAGAUAUUGUAGGUGCUGAUGAGUCGAUGAAGCUACAUAAGAGGAUGUGCAAGUACACUGCAUGUUUCUUCGUGCAGUUGCUAAGCAAACAUCAAUACUUUGCUCCAAAAGAUCUUUUUAUUCUGAAGAAGCUGUGGAUAGAUAAAUUAAGUGUUCCUCCGCAAGGUUCAUCCACCAAGGGUGAGUCAGAGCUGAAACUCGGCAUGGAGGAAGAUGAUCAAACUAUUGUAAUUCAAGAGAAGGAUAAGAUGUACAGUAAGUUUUGCCCAGUUUGCAAUAAAGGAUUUAAUUCAGGUAAAGCUGUGGGAGGUCACAUGAGAAUUCACGUUCUGGCCAAGAAAAAAGUAAAUCAACCCAUAAAGUCCAAGAAACGUCUGCGAGAAGAUGAAGAAAUUAGUGAAUCUGAUUAUGUGAAAAAGACGCAUUAUAACAAGAAACUGAGUUGUUUAAUUUGUGGGAAGAAUUUUUUAUCGAUGAAGUCACUGUGUGGGCACAUGAGGUGCCAUCCAGAGAGGAAUUGGAGGGGAAUUCAACCACCUACAAUAGCGAAAAAGAGUUCUUGGUCGAAGAUUGAACCUCAAAAUGUCGAUAAUCAAAUUGAUUCACUGACUGAUGCUGAUGGAAAUCAAACAGUUGCUUCAACCGAGUCUUUUCCUGGUUUGUCAGUGACUGCAAAGAGAGGCAUGAGCCCUACAUCGAAGUUUUCAGGCUCGGAGGAUGAUGAAUUAUAUGAUGCUGUUCUUGAUCUUAUGAUGUUGGCUCAUGGGGAAUCAUUUGAGAGUGGACAAUUGUACAGGCAAAGAGUUGUUGAAUCUGAGGUCACCAACAGCAAUUCACUAACGUAUAAGAGUGAAAUUGGGGAUACUAACAAGGUUUCUGAAUCAAAAAUUUCAAAUGAGGAAAGCGGCUCUACUAAUCUUGAAGGUUUGAAGAGCAACAAAAUUGGGAGUUUUCUUCGAAAAUCAGUCACCAAUGAAGAACAUGAGCGCACUAAUGCAAAAAAGACGAUCAAGAACGAAACAAGAAAGAAAAAGGUGAGAUUGAGUGAUCUUGAAUCCAAGAAGUAUGCUGGUCCCAUGACAACGAAGGCUCCUCACGUUAAGUACAGGUGCAUUACAUGCGGCAAGUGCUUCGAAACUCGCCAAGCACUAGGGCGUCAUAGGGCUAACCACAACAAAUACAAGACUGCUAUUUACAACUCCACAGAUCAAUCUUCAUUUGCAGCUUCAGAAGAUGAUAUACUUUCGACUGGCAUUGUUCAAGUAGACCACGAAAGCCCAGAAAUUGCACAUAAAUGUCGUAAAAUUCUGGAUUUCGAUCUGAAUGAGGUGCCUCCAUUGGAGAAUGAAGCUGGUAUUGAGUCUGAUCUUGCAGCUAAUUUUGACUAUGGCUCUUCAUCUUAG